AUGGACUUCAUGGAUAAAUCAAGCAAAGAUUGGGGCAUUCUCAACGGCGUCAAGCUACAGAAACCAAAACUAUCUUUUCCUGAGCUCAGUAGUUACAAGCCAUUGAGGACGCUGUCACCGAACGAGUUCCCGAUAGAUGACCCAACGAAACGUGUGCUCAUCGUGGGUGACAUCCACGGACAGAUGACUUACUUAGAAAAGCUUAUGCAAAAAGUGAAAUACUCGCCAUCCCAGGAUGUUCUCUUACAUGUGGGAGAUAUAGUAUCCAAAGGCCCCCUCGAAGGCUCGCUUGCCGUUUUACAAUUCAUGGUCUCGAACAAUGUUACUGGGGUGCGCGGAAAUCACGACCAACUUGUCGUUGAAUGGAGAAAUUGGUACGACUGGGUGACGGACUCUUUGGGUGGAAAGGAAUGGUUAGAUGGUCUACAGGCCCGAUGGGAAAAGGCAGUGUCCAAGGACCCCGACACGGAACUGGAAGCCUGGCUCAAAAGGGAAAAGAAAGCGAGCACACGGAGAGAAAAAGCUUGGUGGAAACUUAUACCGAAAGGUUGGGUCAUCCUCGACGACCAUUACUAUGUCGCAAAGGAGAUGUCCGACCAGCAUUUCCAAUAUCUCCUCGACUUGCCUCUGCGGCUCUACAUCCCCAGUGCGCAUACAUUCAUUGUACAUGCAGGUCUACUGCCAUGCGAUCCCAGAUAUCCAGUUGAGGAUGAAGCUCGACAGCCUUUAGCACGCAUCCCGACCCUUACCCGCCGGCCCUCUGGCAACCAAACUGGCGUCAACACUACACUCCUUCACGACGUCGAUGCCAACUCUACAUCCACGUCCCUUAUGUCCAAUAAAAGCAUUGACGCCCUCAGGAAUCUCCAAGAGACAGGGAUUCUCACUCAGAUUCCACAGAAUUCCGAUCCUUGGGUGGUCCUAAACAUGCGUAAUGUUCUGCCCGAUGGUAGAAUUUCAAAGCAAUUCGGUGAAGGGAUGCCCUGGUCAAAGUUGUGGAAACAGCAUAUGCAGAGUUGCUUGGGCUAUACCCGCUUUCCUCGAAUUGCCAGUCGGGAUGCCGAUGAUGACAUCGACGCUUCAGGGAAUGAAACAACAGUUGACGACUCGGACGAUGAUGAGCAGGGAGUCAAGAAAUAUAAUUUGCUCUGUUACCCUUCCACCACAGUUUAUGGACACGCUGCCGGUCGAGGGCUAGAUGCAAAGAGGUGGUCCUUUGGUCUUGACACUGGAUGCAUCUAUAGAAGAAGAUUGUCAGCUCUGAUGAUAAAAGGACAAUCGAAGGACUUGAAGGACGUUGACUCUACUGAAAACGGUACCAUGCCAAGAUAUGAAGACGACGAAGAAGAUGAGGAUGAGGACGAGGGUGAAGACGACGAUAGGGAUGAGGGCGAUGGUAAUGACGAGGAUGAGGAUGAAGACGAAGACGAAGAUGAAGAUGAUGAAGAUCACUCUGACUUAGCUGCGAAGAACAAACACAAAAAUAAGGCUAAAACCCCUUGGCUGCCGUUUGGAGACAAUCAUCGAGCUACAGUCGCCUCCGUCAGAUGCAAACCACGAUCUUAA
Molecule: messenger RNA, 1566 nt
Organism: Psilocybe cubensis
Lineage: Eukaryota; Fungi; Basidiomycota; Agaricomycetes; Agaricales; Agrocybaceae
Exons: 5
Coding region: 1-1566 (521 amino acids)
Biological process (GO): polyphosphate catabolic process
Cellular component (GO): cytoplasm
Molecular function (GO): phosphatase activity; endopolyphosphatase activity
Source: RefSeq, a predicted model, not a curated record